Molecule: messenger RNA, 4664 nt
Organism: Liolophura sinensis
Lineage: Eukaryota; Metazoa; Mollusca; Polyplacophora; Chitonida; Chitonidae
Product: polycystin-2-like protein 1
Biological process (GO): detection of mechanical stimulus
Cellular component (GO): membrane
Molecular function (GO): calcium channel activity; calcium ion binding
Source: RefSeq, a predicted model, not a curated record
GGGUAGGUCGAUGGAAGUAAUUUAAUGAAUUGUUUAUUCUCACGCGAUCGCCCAUCAGUUUUGGUGAAAUUAGUAAAUGCCAGUUGGGUGGUAAUGUCUGCGAACUAAGUUAUUGAUGAAAUUAUCGAUCGGACAGGUAAAACUAAAGUGUUCCAGCGAGAACCCGAGGUUAUUGACAGCGUGGCGUCAGACGAGAGUUGGGAGGAGGAAGCCAUUGUAAUGCGCUGACUCCGAAUCAAUUUUUCACGACAUCCUUCAUCGAAGAAGCAUAGUCAUUCAGCUGGCUGCGGGCCGAGACCUGUGCGGAUUCUAAGGUAACGGCAAGGACGUCAUUACUAAACAAACAUGAGCUCUGGGCGAGCUAGUCCACUGGGCCAUAAUAGCGGCGGCGGAGGCGCUCUCGGUCAAAGCUUGGAUAAAAACGAGUUGGAGAUGGACCGUCUGUCUAACCGAUCUAGCAGUGGGCGGCCUGACAGCGCCCACUCCCGCCAAGCCUGGGGUGAUGAUGACCCCUCGGACGCUUUUGCUAGGCGAAUGGAACCCAUGGAAAAUGACAAUUAUGUAGGACCACCCUCAGGACGGACAGAUACAGCUGUACGACAGUCCACAGGAUGCUGGGGCUACUUCAAACGUGGCCUGAGAUCUCUGUGGGCCACCCGCUUCACAGAAGAAACUAGGGGGGACCGAGAACUUCAUGUGAAGACAACUUUGAGAGAGUUGAUUGUCUACCUGGUGUUCCUGGUGGUGGUCUGUGUUAUCACAUUUGGUAUGACCAGCACCACCAUGUACUACUACACCAAGGUGAUGAGCGACCUGUUUUUGGACACGACUGCAGAAGGUGGCAUUGGCUCCUUCAGGGCUAUCACUAACACAGAAGAGUUCUGGAAGUUUGCCCGUAGCCCUCUGAUCAAGGGAUUGUAUUGGGAAACUUGGUACAACAAUGACAACUUCUCAGAGACAGGCUACAUCUACUACGAGAACAAACUGCUAGGUUUACCACGUAUCCGUCAGCUUAAGGUUCACAGCAACUCCUGUGUCGUUCAUGAAGACUUUUCUCAGGUCAUUCGAGAAUGCUACGACUCUUAUGCCCCCAGUAUAGAGGAUAAAGAGCCUGUGCCAGGAAAAGACCACAAUGAAUCAGCGUGGGUCUAUCAGAGUGAGGAGGAUCUAGACGGUUCAAGUCACUGGGGCUUGCUGACCUGGUAUGGGGGAGGGGGCUAUGUCCAGGACAUGCCCAUCAGGAAGGCGGAUGGUCAAGCUGUCAUAGAGAACUUAUUCAACAAUUUGUGGAUAACAAGAGGAACUCGAGCAGUCUUCAUUGACUUCACUGUUUACAAUGCCAACAUCAAUCUUUUCUGUGCCGUCACGCUUCUGGUGGAGUUCCCAGCCACAGGUGGCGCUAUUCCAUCAUGGACUUUCCGGACUGUGAAGCUGAUUCGUUACGUUUCUAUCGGGGACUACUUUGUCAUGGCCUGUGAAUGCAUCUUCAUGCUCUUCAUUAUCUACUACAUUGUGGAGGAGGUGCUGGAGAUCAAGAAGCACAAGCUGUCCUACUUCAAGAGUUUCUGGAACAUUGUUGAUGUGAUUGUGAUCUUGAUUGCCCUGGUGUGUAUCGCGUUCCACAUCUAUCGGACGAUCACCAUUGAGAACAAGCUGAACACACUCCUGGAUAACCCCAACAAGUACCUAGACUUCCAGUUCCUGUCCUACUGGCAGACUGAGUUCAACAACAUCAUGGCCAUUGCUGUCUUCUUCGCCUGGGUCAAGGUGUUCAAGUACAUCAGCUUCAACAAGACUAUGACCCAGCUGUCCUCUACACUGGCCCGUUGUGCAAAGGAUUUGGCUGGCUUUGCUGUCAUGUUCUUCAUCAUUUUCCUGGCCUUUGCUCAGCUGGGUUACCUCAUCUUUGGCACGCAAGUCAAGGACUUCAGCACCUUCCCAAGCGCCAUCUUCACCCUGUUCCGUAUUGUGCUGGGAGACUUCGACUUCCACGAGCUGGAGAAUGCUAACCGUGUGAUUGGACCUCUCUACUUCAUGUUCUAUGUGUUCUUCGUCUUCUCGUGCUGAUCAACAUGUUCCCUUGCCAUCAUUAAUGACACCUACUCCGAGGUGGAAGGCGACAUUGCCAGCCAGAAAAACGAGUUUGAAAUGGCAGACUACUUCAAGAGGGGCUAUCAGAAGAUGCUGGACAAACUGAAUUUCAAGCGGGACAAGAUUGUGGACAUCCAGAAGGCUCUGAAAUCUGCAGACAUUAACCAUGACGAACAACUGGACUUUGAGGAGUGGAGAAAUGACCUGAAAAGACGCGGGUAUGCCGAUACUGAGAUUGAGGCCGUGUUUGCUAAGUAUGAUGAGGAUGGGGAUCGAAUCUUGGACAAGAGCGAACAGCAGCGUAUGCAUGCUGAUCUGAGUGAACAGAAGGCUGCUCUGAAUAAGGAAUACGAUGAUCUUAAAGAGAAUGCCCAUCGUCCCGGCACCACGCGAAGAUCCAGCAGUCGUGUCAGCUUUAACGAGGACAGCGGUGAUGACAGUGAUGAUGAAGACAGUGGUACAAAAUCCUCAAGAACUGGGCGCACAUCAAGCGGAGUGUCAUAUGAAGAGUUCACAGUCCUCUCGCGGAGAGUCGACAGAAUGGACACUCCAUUGGCAGCAUAGUCUCCCAAAAUUGAUGCAGUUUUAGUUAAAUUGGAGGCAAUGGAAAAAGCGAAAAUGAAGAGGAGGGAAACAAUGGGAAAAAUUUUAGAUAGCAUCACGGAGUCUGAUGGAAACAGUGAUGAGAUGAAGAGAGAUCAGAUGGAGAGGCUAGUGAGAGAAGAGUUGGAACGGUGGGAUUCAGAAACCUCAAUUGGCCCUACCAGUGCCCGAGGCGGCUCCCCCAGUGGCAGCAGGUAGUGGCCCAGGGGCAAUACGUAACAGAUCCGGGCGAGACUCAGGGCAGAAUAACCAAACUUCGGAGGUGUAGAGGAUUUCUUCGAGCGAGUUGCCCACAGUAAUGUGUGAUGUGAACAUUCCGUAGACCAUUGUUGGACUGGACCACUGGUUUUCCUGUCUCACGCCUAGUGAUAUACCUCUUAAUGCCUCGUCACUCUCUGUACAUGUGUUAGUGCCUCAUCACCGUUAAUCUCUCUGUGUUGGGAGUUCUUGGCCACAGUCUGCCAUCCCAUCCCUCCUCAAGGCCAUAGUGUGAUACAGCUGAUCAUCACGCCUCCCUGCACAGGGGCCUCGUGUGAUAACAGCUGAUUAUUACACCACCAUUCAGAAUGGCCCUGAUGUGAUACCAGCUGAUCAUCAUGCCUCCCCCUGGCUGGGCCUAUGGCCCAGUUGUUCAAAACUGUUUUAAGACUUAGUACCAGAUUUAACUUUAAGGCAAAUCUUCAAUUUAGUACAUAGUCCGAAACUAUUUGCAUAACAGUAUAUUCAGUAUGAACUAAAUAUGCUGCUGUUAUACACACACUUUAGACGACUGUUUUGGCUGCUGAAUUUAGCUAUGGUCUUAAAUAUAAUAGAUAACUUAAUAGCAGUAUUAGCUAAUACACUUUUGAACGGCUGGGCUCUUGUGUGAUACAGCUGAUCUUCUCACCAUCAGAAGGGCCCUGAUGUGAUACCAGCUGAUCAUCACACCACCCCUCGGGAGGGCCCAUGUGAUUACGGCUGACCGUCACACCACUCCUCUGAAUGGCCCUCAUGUGAUACCAGCUGAUUAUCACACCUCCUCUCUGAAGGGUACUUGUGUGAUACCAGCUGACGUCACACCACUCCUCUGAAUGGCCCUCGUGUGAUACCGGCUGAUCAUCACACCACCCCUCCAAAGGCCCUCGUGAUACCAGCUGAUUAUCACACCUCCUCUCUGAAGGGUACUUGUGUGAUACCAGCUGAAUGACUCUGAUCAUGAUCAGCAGACAAGGCUCUGUUAUCAGUUCUAAGCGAAACCUGUGAUAAUUUCAUUUAGAUGAUGUUCAAAAUUUGUACACUCGAAUUGAUGACUUGUUUGUGUUUUGAUUGUGUUUUUCAAAACACGUUCAGUAUCAAGGUCAACAUGAUACAUUUAUGUUUGAAUCAUGAUAGGAGAUUUUCUCAUAAAGAUGUUGUGAAACAUCAGCAAGAAUGGAGAGAAAGAUCUGGUUAUACAUUUAUAACAUAGUAACUUAAAAGACCGCCGUCCAAAUUGUUAAUAAUUGAAAUUAACUGCUGAUUGAAAUCAAAACUGCUGCACAUGUAUAUGUAACAUAGUUGGGCAUUUUAGCCUACAUGUAUGUUAGAAGAAAAUUGGCUUCUUCUAAUUUCUCUAUACAGUGUUUAGCUGAGACAUGAAGUUUCCCUUAGAAUCAAGUAGCUGAAAAGAAUGAAUUGAGAUUAAAGUUUUAAAUCAAACACUACUAGUUUGUAAUGAAUUUAUGCUGGCGGUGUUGAGUUGUCUCCCCUUGUGUUUUAAGUGCCAUAAUCAUUAUUUGCUCUUUUUAGAUGUACAAAUUUGUUAAUGAUUCAAUCACAAUCUCAUUUUAAGAAGGGUAUUACAUUUUGUAUUAAUAAAGGGUAUGUUAUAUUAUUAUUAUUGUUUUGUAACAUGAUCUAUGAAUAUCAUUUACAUAAAUUAUGUUCAUUAGAUAGGUAACCAUUAUUACAUUUUGAGAAAAGAAUACCUUUUUUUAUAAGAUGCAUGAAGU